Cucumis sativus (cucumber) is the source of this 1576-nucleotide messenger RNA. RefSeq names its product carbon catabolite repressor protein 4 homolog 4. The transcript has 10 exons. Lineage: Eukaryota; Viridiplantae; Streptophyta; Magnoliopsida; Cucurbitales; Cucurbitaceae. Bases 139 to 1323 code for a protein of 394 amino acids. Gene Ontology annotation, molecular function: poly(A)-specific ribonuclease activity. The record is from RefSeq and is a predicted model, not a curated record.
AGGACGGUUGUUCUUAACGUUCCAUGAAACACAAAAAAAAAAACCGCUACCUGUUCUUAGUUCAGCUCCCACCGCCGCCAUCGAAUCCAUCCGUUUUGGAUAUAUAUAUUCUUUUUGAUCUUCUUCAGCUUAACUAUUAUGGUUGCACCUCUUUCCUCUUCUCUCCAUCAGUUUCCCAUUCGCUCUCUAACCAGAAAUAUUGUACGGAACAUGAGUGCAGUACAAUCACCAAAAGAUCUAAAGUUCAUCUCUGUGGAAGGGGCUGACAUUUACUCAAGAAGUAAAUCCGAUGGUAUCAGAUUUCGUUUUGUUUCUUACAAUAUUUUAGCUCAGGUCUAUGUGAAGAGUUCUUUUUUUCCACAUUCUCCAUCCUCAUGCCUCAAGUGGAAGGCUCGAUCGCAAGCAAUUUUAGCAGUCCUUAAGAAUCUUGAGGCUGAUUUUCUCUGUCUACAGGAAGUUGAUGAAUAUGAUAGCUUUUACAAAGGAAAUUUGGAAAGAUGUGGAUAUUCCAGCUUGUAUAUCCAGAGAAGUGGGCAGAAACGUGAUGGAUGUGGGAUUUUUUUCAAGCAUGAAAAAGCUGAGUUGAUCGUAGAGGAUAGAAUUGAAUACAAUGAUCUUGUAGGCUCUGUACAAGAUGAUAGUGGUUCUUGUGAAGAUAAGUCAGUAGAUGUUGUAACCAGUGCUAGUAAUGAUGUUGAAUCAAACAAGGGUUCAUCACCAAAAACCACCGUAGCCGAUCGUGGGGAUCCUAACGAUCCCCGAGUAAGAUUAAAACGUGAUUGUGUUGGGAUUAUGGCUGCUUUCAAACUUGAGCAGCCUUUUCAUCAUGUUGUAAUUGUAGCCAACACCCAUCUUUACUGGGAUCCAGAAUGGGCUGAUGUGAAGCUCGCUCAGGCUAAGUAUCUUUUAUCACGCCUAGCUCGAUUCAAAUCUUUAGUUGCUGAAAAGUUUGAAUGCACACCCUCAAUACUUUUGGCUGGCGAUUUCAAUUCAACCCCAGGAGAUAAGGUAUACGAAUACCUUGUCUCAGGCAACUCUUCUUCUGGAUUUUCCCCUGAAUGUUUGGAUCAAGAGCUUCCUUUACCCCUUUCUAGUGUUUAUGCCAACAUUCUAGGAAGUGAACCUUCUUUUACAAACUUCACUCCUGGCUUCACUGGCACUCUUGAUUACAUAUUUUUCUCACCUUCCGACUUUAUAAGACCCAUUAGUUUUCUAGAGCUCCCAGAAUCAGAAUGGCCAGAGAUUAUUGGUGGGUUACCUAAUCAUAGCUACCCAAGUGAUCAUCUUCCUAUUGCUGCUGAAUUUGAAAUCACAAUGGAAUAAGUUCAGCAUUUCAAAUCUUAUCCCUAUUUUUUUCUUCUUCUUCUUUUCAUAUUGAUUGUUUCUUUUAUUCAAAUGGAACAGACAUUUGUUCUGUGUUCCAUUGAAGUUGAUCAUCAUUGUAAACCUAGAUCUGUUUUUUUCUUUGUUAUGGUUAAAUUAUAAGUUAAUGUUUUGUUCUGUUACAGUUUUGUUCCUAUCAAUAUUGAUUAGUAUUGAAGUUAAUAUACUAUUUUGGACGUUGUUAGUUCUUGUA